GCCGGCCCGAAGGGGGAAAGACAGCUGUGUCGGAGCUUGUGAGUGCGGGCGAUCUCGUAUGUUUGUGCGCUACGGAUAACUGUACCGGCAGAUCGUUGUCUCUUUAGCAUGACACUGUGAGCAAGUGAGAAUAUGUCGACUGGGAAGAGGUUGGCGAAACGUUCAAUCCUGGGAACGCGAGUGUGUGCUCCGCGAUUGGAUGGACUGCACUGGCCUGGGGUCAUUCAGGCUACGAAGACGGACUCGGACGAGGAGAACGUCUACACGGUUUCCUUUCCAAACAAAACAACCGGCGAGUACCGUGGCGAGGAACUGAUCGGUCCGGGCUUCCAAAGUAUAUCUGGCCUCACACUCAAAUCCGGCCAGAAGGUAUACGCGACGUUCAACGGACGCGAAGUGUCGGGAACUGUGGUCGAGCACGACGUGUCUCGGGAUGAGGUUGUCAUAACGAUAAGUCCAUCUGCACAAAAUCACCAGGUCUCACAUAAGACGGAAGUGCGAAAAAGACUGGACGAAGUGCGUCUCUUGGAAAGCCGAAAGUCGGCCAGGCUUCAGGAUUUGGACACGGACUACUCCCGUCUCGCUGAAGGACAAACUGAGCUACGCCGGCGAACCAUGAGCAUUGACGUGCCGGUUUCCAAGUAA
This is a messenger RNA of Ornithodoros turicata, 645 nucleotides long. Its product is annotated as zinc finger protein 395-like. The coding region runs from base 133 to 645 and encodes 170 amino acids. Gene Ontology annotation, biological process: regulation of transcription by RNA polymerase II. Gene Ontology annotation, molecular function: RNA polymerase II cis-regulatory region sequence-specific DNA binding; DNA-binding transcription factor activity. Gene Ontology annotation, cellular component: nucleus. The record is from RefSeq and is a predicted model, not a curated record. Lineage: Eukaryota; Metazoa; Arthropoda; Arachnida; Ixodida; Argasidae. The transcript has a single exon.